Cynara cardunculus var. scolymus (artichoke) is the source of this 1562-nucleotide messenger RNA. RefSeq names its product TOM1-like protein 2. The transcript has 3 exons. Gene Ontology annotation, biological process: protein transport to vacuole involved in ubiquitin-dependent protein catabolic process via the multivesicular body sorting pathway. The record is from RefSeq and is a predicted model, not a curated record. Gene Ontology annotation, molecular function: phosphatidylinositol binding; ubiquitin binding. NCBI's taxonomy places the organism in Eukaryota, Viridiplantae, Streptophyta, Magnoliopsida, Asterales, Asteraceae. The coding region runs from base 116 to 1225 and encodes 369 amino acids.
CCUCUUUAUAUAUCUCUCUCUCUCUCAAGCUCUCGUCACACACACCAUUUUCACACUGUCAAACUCUUACAGGGCUUGGGUUUUCUUUCGAUUUUGAUUUUCAUCACAGAAAGCCAUGGACAAACUCGAUAAAUUGAAACUGGCAUCAUCUUCUUUCGGCGAGCGAUUGAUGACCGGAGGUGUUCAGAUGAGUCGUUUGGUAGGCACGAAGAUGAAGGAGAUUUUACAAGCUCCAACGCCUGAGUCAAAAAUUGUCGACGAAGCGACGCUAGAGACGAUGGAGGAGCCAAAUUGGGGGUUAAACUUAAGAAUCUGUGGUAUGAUUAAUAACGAGGAGUUUAAUGGUACAGAGAUCGUGAAGGCGAUUAAGAAGAAGAUUGGUUCAAGUAAGAACGUGAUUAGUCAGAGGCUGAGCCUUGAUUUGUUGGAAACGUGUACGUCUAACUGUGAUAAGGUUUUCUCGGAGGUGGCGUCGGAGAAGGUGCUGGACGAUAUGGUUGGGAUGAUUCAGGAUGAUCGGACCGAUGAACGGAAUAGGAGGAAGGCGGUGCAGUUGAUUAGAUCGUGGGGUGAGUCUGAGGAGCUCAUGUAUUUGCCUGUUUUCCGGCAAACUCACUUGAAUCUGAAGACCAACCGGAUACCUGCAGGACCACAGGGAGGAAACUCGAGUCCUUUGUAUGAAACAAUGGAGUCUCUGGUUUAUCAACAACCUCUUUCACCACGCCCAUUGCCUGAUAUGGAUUUAAUGGGCAUAGAAGAUGAUAUCUCUCCAUAUGGUUAUGGUGGCCAAUCUGUGGAACAGAAGAAAGAAUUGUUGGUGGUUAGCCGAAACAGUCUUGACCUUCUAUCGAGCAUACUUGAUUCAGGCAUGGAGCCAAUACCAAUUAACGACGAGUUAACGGUGAGCAUGUUGGAAAAGUGCAAGGAAUCGCUGCCUUUGGUUCAGCGAAUAGCGGAAACUACAACCGACGAUGAUAUCCUUCUCUUCGAAGCCUUGAAUCUACACGACGAGCUUGAACAAUUGAUCUCACGAUGUGCAGAAAUCAAAUCAACCGUUGGAUCUGACACAUUAAAGAUUCACGAUGUCAAAUCUACAGACACCAUUCAAUCUCCAGAAAAUGGAACCAUCAACGCAGGGGGAAGUGGUCCGAUCGAAGUGAAAGCAGGAAGUGGAAGUGUAGUAAAUCAGAAAGAUGAGAAUUUGGAGCAGAAACAAAGUGUUUGAAAUAUUUCCUGUUGGUAUUUAUUGCAGGUAAUAAUGAAUAAUGUGUAGACUUGAAUAACUAUUCUCUGUAGUUAGUAUGGAUAUUUUCUAAUUAGUAAUGUUUUUUUUCUUGGGAAUUCUAAUAUUGUGUUUAGAAAUACUGAUGUUAUGUGGAAUCCCGUUAGAUUACUCUUUCAAAAGAGCUUUGAAAUGAACUGGUUCAAAGUGUAGAUGGUGUGAGACUCGUAACAUAUCUGUAUUUGCUUGAUGUGUUUUUGUAAGAUCAGAUCGAUGGUCUGGUGGUACUAGGUUAUUGGUUGUUAAAGAGUCGUUGAAAAGAAAUGAUUCAAAUCUAGCU